AUGACUUCCACCGCAAACCAGCAAACGCCCAGUCCCGCACCAAACGCCUCGACCACUUCGUACGCAUCCGCCGCCGGCGCGCAAAAGAAGCAGUCGACGCCGCUGGUCGCGACAGGCACGAACGCGCCUCUGGUAGCUACCGGCUCGUCGCAACAUGCCAAGUCGAACUCAGUUUCGCCCGUAAACGGCCGCAACCCCAUCAUGCCGGCUGUCCCUGCCGUCGCCCACGGCACUUCCAACGGAGAGAACCACGCCCGAAAGCCCUCUGUCACUAUGAGCGCAACCGGCCCCAACAGCUAUUCCGCCAACAACGGCGGCGCCGCUGGACCCAAGAUCCAGUUUGGCUUCAACCCGUCGCCUGCCGUCUCGCACAGCACUCCUCAGGGCGCCAGCGCCCCGAUCCCCAUCCCCAACAGCAACAACCAGCGCGUGCCUUCGCCCCAGAACUCGCCCUCUCCCAUCCCCCAGCCUUCGGCUAGUGGUGGCCGCCCCCCGUCCAGCGCCCAACCCGGCGGUGCCGUCACAUUCGGCAGCUUCGGUGCCAACAGCGGCGAGACACACAUGCGCCGCACUUCGGCAGCCUCGCAGAACGCCUCGCACAUCCGGAACGAGUCCAACCAGUCUUUGGCCAGCGACCCCAACAACCAGGGCGGCCCACCCGGCCGUGGAGGUUUCUCGCAGGGAGGACGUGGCCGUGGUGGAUACAACCCGAACUACAACGGUUCUCACCAGGCCAUGGGCUACCCCCCGAACGGGACGCCGCCCUUCCGUCCAGGCCACCCGGCCGGCCAAGGCCGCGGUGGUAUGCCACCGAACUUCACUCCCCGACAGUCGUACGGACCCGGCACUCCUCCGAUGGGACGUGCUAGCCCAGCAAUGGCACCCGCCAUGCCUCAGCCGACCGCCCAACCUUUCUUCUACCAGCCGCCGAACAUGAACGGCCCCAUGCAGCCGGCUAUGCAACCUGUAAAUACCCCUCCCCUCUAUGAUACGUACGACUGCACGUCAAACAAGCAAGGCAAGAGAAGGAGUCAACGUGGUCGUGAUGUGGAUAAGUUUUCCACCGGACGACACCGCUCUCAGUCGAACGAUUUUUCCCGAGAAGGCGGCAGAACUCGGCGCUACAGCAAGCGCAUGGAUUCACGCUUCCCUCAGGGUCUAUCAUGGCAAGAACCUCGCCGUGGCCAGUUGCCAGCGGAGAGAGGAGAGCGGAUUGACAUGCACCCCCCUGAGCAACCUCCUCCUGUCCCCUUUCCCCCACCCCAUUUCUCUUCUGUCCAAAAGAUGCGUCCCUCGAAAGGAGGCCUCGACAUCUCUCUGUCUCCUGAGAGUGGUAAUUUUGAGCGUUUGCUAAUAGGACUUCAACAACAGCAGUACUAUCCUCAACAGUAUGACCCACGCAUGGCCCCGCCUUACAUGUACCCCAUGGGCCAGGCACAUUCCCCUGCCCCUGGAUAUCCGGCUCCCUUCAACGGCCCUCCUCAGCCUUUUGCUCCCAGCAUGUCGCGUAACCCGUCGCAGGCUUCGGAGCCCAGACCUGCCUCGAGCACUGGGCCUACUCAGGCUUCUCAGGGUACUCCCCAACAGAUUCCAGCCCAGAUGAAGGGCGCGCCCGUCGUCGCGUCGGGAUCCUCCGCACAGUUCACCCGCCCAAAGAAGAGCGCCGCUGUGACGAUCCGAAACGCAGCCGGUGAGGUUGUCGACUUGGCUAACCUGAAGGCACCGGCAUCGCCGGCUCCGAGUGCGCAAUCCAAGACACCACCCGUCAUUGCGUCUACUCCUCCCCCUCCGCCCAAGUCAGCUACACCCAAGACCACGGCUCCCGCUCACGUCCGAACCGACAGCACCGCCACCAAGACACAGGAAGAAGUGCAGAACGAGUUCAAGGCCAAGAUCGCCAAGCAGCUCGCUGAUGGUGAGAAGGCCAAGACCGUUGAUGCCCCUGCAGCCAAGGAGGCACCUGCUGCCGACGUCAAGGCAGACGAAGAGGCCAAGCCUGCCGAGGAGCCCAAGGCCGAGGAGAAGAAGGAGGUCGCCGAGGAGGUCAAGCCAAAGGAGGAGCCCAAGGCUGAGCCCAAGGCCGAGCCUGAGCCGGCUGCUGCCCCUGCUGCCGCCGUCGAUGAGGAAGACGAGAUGGAGCGCAUGAUCCGCGAGAUGGAAGAGGAAGACGCCAGGCGCGAGGCUGAGCAGGCAAAGAUCACUCAGCGCAAGGCCGAAGAGAAGGCGGCCAAGAAGGCGGCGGAAGAUGCGGCUGCUAAGGAGGCCAACUCGGAUGCCAAGCUGCGCGAGGCUGAAAAGGAGGCCGAACGCCUCGAAGAGGAGAAGGAGCGUCGCCGAAAGGAAGCCGAAGGCAAGGCCGCCGGCGCCACCCCUGACGCCUUGGCCGGCAAGCUGGGCAGCAUGAGCAUUUCAGACAAGGACAGCUCUGCAGGCGAGGGUGCAGGCAAACCUGCCAACCUCACUAUCAACGACAAGCCUGUGGCCGGUGCCAAGGUCAGCCCAGGUGAUAAGCGCGGUACCAAGCCUGCUCCUCUCAACCUGAACACCAGUGUUGGAGUUGAGCCCCCUCAGCCUUCUGCCGCGCUGCAGUCGCUUCAGACCGCCAGGCUUAUGGACCAUGCUGAUCUCAAGCGCCUGUCAUACCCCGCAAGCGUCGCCUCCCCUAACCCGGCCCUCAACGCCGCUGUUUCCAAGAAGGGUACGUCGUUCAAGUACGACACAAGCUUCCUUCUUCAAUUCAAGGGCGUGUACACCGACUCGCCGUCACUGGAGUUUGGCCAGCAAGUCAAGACCCUGAUUGGCGAUGGCGACGGUGGCCGUUCCGCAUCAGCCAGAACACCCGCAGGAUCUGGCCGGACCAACUCUAGAACCGGCGCCGGUGGUUUCCAGAUGGGCCAGUUCGGUGCAGCAAAGACGCUGCCCCCUGGUACGACCUCGGAGCAACGCUUUGCCAUGUCUACUGGACAGGCGGCGCGCCCUCAGCUGGGCGGUGCCAUGAGCAGCUUCCAGCGACCUGGUGGCGCUUUCCCGGGAGGCAACAUCAUGUCGCGCACUCCCUCGAGCUCCAACUUGGGCCCCAACUCGCCCAGGACUGCCAGCUCGCGUCGGAAUGCUAGCAAGCGUGAUUACAACCCCAAGGCUGAGGCUCAGGCUGCUAAGACCAUGCCCUUGACUGCCAACAUGAAGAUCGAAGCUUUGCAGGUAUCGCAGACCGGCUGGAAGCCAACCAGCAUUGGUGCGAAGCCAGCAGCACAAGUUACGGUCGCUGGUAACAUGGAUCCUCAGAUGGUCCAACGUAAGGUCAAGGCAAACUUGAACAAGAUGACACCCGAGAACUUUGACAGAGUAUCUCAGGCCAUCUUGGACAUCGCCGCGCAGUCCAAGGAGGAGUCUGACGGCCGUACUCUGCGACAAGUCAUUCAGCUCACGUUCGAAAAGGCCUGUGACGAAGCCCACUGGGCCUCCAUGUACGCCCGUUUCGCUCAGCGCAUGCUGCAGACCAUGAGCCCCGAGAUCCGUGAUGAGAACAUCAAGGAUAAGAGCGGCAAUGUCGUCGGUGGUGGAGCACUUUUCCGCAAGUACCUCCUGAACCGCUGUCAAGAGGAGUUUGAGCGCGGCUGGAAGACCAACCUGCCGGAACCAAAGGAGGGCGAGUCCAAGGAGGCCGCUCUCCUGUCCGACGAGUACUACGCUGCCGCUGCUGCCAAGCGUAAGGGUCUCGGUCUGGUUCAGUUCAUUGGUGAGCUGUACAAGCUUGGUAUGCUGACUGAGCGUAUCAUGCACGAGUGUGUGCUGAAGCUGGUGGAUUUCAGCGGUACACCCGAUGAGGCCGAGGUUGAAUCGCUGUCUAAGCUCCUGCGCACCAUUGGUGGCAACCUCGACUCUACCGAGAAGGGCAAGCUUAUGAUGGACGCCUACUUCCAGCGUAUCCAGACCAUGAUCGAUCUUCCCGAGCUGCCGAGCAGACUGCAGUUCAUGCUCAUGGACGUCUUCGACCUGCGCAAGGCUCGUUGGCAGUCCAAGGAGGCCAACAAGGGCCCCAAGACACUCGACGAGAUCCGCGCCGAAGCCGAAGCUGCGGCUGCACAGAAGGCCGCCGAGGCAGCCAGGGGCAGCCAGCGAGGUGGUGGCCGCGCUCCCAUGGGUCGUGGUGACGCUCGCCAGUUCUCGUCGGGCGGCUUCCCUCAGCAGGCUCCCAACCAAGUUGGAAUGGAUGAUUUGAGACGCCUCAAGGGAUCGGCCAACCGUACAUCCAGCCAGAACAUCUCAUUGGGCCCUACUUCGAUGUUCUCUUCGCGAAGCAACAGUGGCCGGCGACUAGGUCCGGGUGGUGCUUUGAGCCGCGGCAACGAGGACUCUGCCGCUUCUUCUCGCACCGGAACCCCUCCUACCAGGGAGGCACAAAGCAGCACCAAUGCUUUCAGCCUCUUAGCCAACAUGGAAGACAACCCGGCUUCACCUCCCUCGACGGCGGUUUCUCCCGCCUUGGCCAAGGUGACUCCUGACACCGCCGCAGCGGGCAAGGAGUAG
Molecule: messenger RNA, 4530 nt
Organism: Neoarthrinium moseri
Lineage: Eukaryota; Fungi; Ascomycota; Sordariomycetes; Amphisphaeriales; Apiosporaceae
Exons: 3
Coding region: 1-4530 (1509 amino acids)
Cellular component (GO): eukaryotic translation initiation factor 4F complex
Molecular function (GO): translation initiation factor activity; mRNA binding; protein binding
Source: RefSeq, a predicted model, not a curated record